Messenger RNA from Penicillium hordei, 294 nucleotides. RefSeq lists its product as uncharacterized. The transcript has 2 exons. Lineage: Eukaryota; Fungi; Ascomycota; Eurotiomycetes; Eurotiales; Aspergillaceae. Bases 1 to 294 code for a protein of 97 amino acids. The record is from RefSeq and is a predicted model, not a curated record.
AUGUCUUGCCAACGCACCUCCGCCUCCGCCACCGAGCGCAGAACACCAUCGCAAACCUUCGCACUCUACCGCGAGAUCAUCCUAUUUAGGAGGCACUACGGCGAGCCUAGAAACCGAGCCGAGUCCUUUACGGAGAUUGAGAUCGGGUCAGACAGAGAGAUAGCUAGAGAACGGGCGGAGACUACGCGGUCUACAUCCGCUAUCGUGGUCUACUCUGAUACUUUAGGACGUAAAGGCCACCUAGGCGCUGCUGUCGUUGCUCUAGACAACAACCUAGAGGUCAUCGAGUCUUAG